This is a messenger RNA of Rana temporaria (common frog), 6026 nucleotides long. Its product is annotated as myosin-3-like. The transcript is spliced from 40 exons. Gene Ontology annotation, molecular function: cytoskeletal motor activity; ATP binding; actin filament binding. The record is from RefSeq and is a predicted model, not a curated record. Gene Ontology annotation, cellular component: myosin complex. NCBI's taxonomy places the organism in Eukaryota, Metazoa, Chordata, Amphibia, Anura, Ranidae. The coding region runs from base 97 to 5913 and encodes 1938 amino acids.
CCCAUCCCUCUCUGUGAAAUCUGAAGUGUUCCCUCUCUUCUCUCUCAGGGUCCGUCUGUCUUUCUUAGCUGUGGAUUGGAUAAUUAAGCUGCCACCAUGAGUGAGCAUGACAUGAUGGCCUUCGGGGUGGCGGCUCAUUUUCUCCGAAAGCCUGAAAAAGAGCGGAUCGAGGCCCAGAACCAGCCGUUCGAUGCCAAGACCUACUGCUUUGUCACCGACCCCAUUGUGGACUACACCAAGGGAAAGAUUAAAAGCACUGAGGCUGGAAAAACCACUGUGGAAACUGAGGAAGGCAAGACGGUCACAGUGAAACCAGAAAAUGUGUUCCCCAUGAAUCCUCCCAAGUUCGAUAAGAUUGAAGACAUGGCGAUGUUGACUCACCUGAACGAGCCGGCUGUAUUGUACAAUCUGAAGGAUCGUUAUAAAGCUUGGAUGAUCUAUACAUAUUCCGGUCUGUUCUGUGUUACUGUGAACCCCUACAAGUGGCUGCCUGUCUACAACCCCGAGGUGGUCAAUGCCUACCGUGGCAAGAAGCGGCAGGAGGCUCCACCCCACAUCUUCUCCAUCUCUGACAAUGCCUAUCAGUUCAUGCUGACUGAUCGUGAGAACCAGUCUAUCCUCAUCACUGGAGAAUCCGGUGCUGGGAAGACUGUUAACACAAAACGCGUCAUCCAGUACUUUGCAACAAUUGCAGCUGUGGGUGACAUGAAAAAGAAGGAAUCCACAGGUGGGAUAAAGGGCACCCUUGAGGACCAAAUCAUCCAGGCCAACCCUCUGCUGGAGGCCUUCGGCAAUGCCAAGACUGUCAGGAAUGAUAAUUCAUCCCGUUUCGGCAAAUUCAUUCGUAUUCACUUUGGCACCACUGGAAAACUGGCUUCUGCAGAUAUCGAAACGUAUCUGCUGGAGAAGUCCAGGGUCACCUUUCAGCUCCUGGCAGAGAGAAGUUAUCACAUCUUCUACCAGAUCCUGUCUAACAAAAGGCCGGAACUGAUCGACACGCUGUUGAUCACAACGAACCCGUAUGACUUUCCGUACAUCAGUCAGGGGGAGAUCUCUGUGGCGAGCAUUGAUGACGCUGAGGAGCUGAUGGCCACAGAUAGCGCUAUUGACAUUCUGGGCUUCACUCCUGAGGAGAAGGUCGGAAUCUACAAGUUAACCGGUGCCGUUAUGCAUUAUGGUAAUAUGAAAUUCAAGCAAAAACCACGGGAAGAGCAGGCCGAGCCUGAUGGGUCAGAAGUGGCUGAUAAAACGGGGUACCUCAUGGGGUUGAAUUCUGCGGACUUGCUGAAGGCACUCUGUUUCCCCCGGGUGAAGGUGGGGCAUGAGUAUGUGACUAAGGGGCAGACUCCAGAGCAGGUGCACCAAAAUGUAAACGCACUUGCCAAGUCUAUCUAUGAGAAGCUGUUCCUGUGGAUGGUGACCCGUAUCAACCAGCAACUCGAUACCAAACUCCCCAGACAGCAUUUCAUUGGUGUGUUGGAUAUUGCCGGAUUUGAAAUCUUUGAGCUCAACAGCUUGGAGCAGCUGUGUAUCAACUUCACUAACGAGAAGCUACAGCAGUUCUUCAACCACCACAUGUUCGUACUGGAACAAGAGGAAUACAAGAAGGAAGGCAUCGAGUGGGAAUUCAUUGACUUUGGCAUGGACUUGGCAGCCUGCAUUGAGCUUAUUGAGAAGCCAAUGGGCAUCUUCUCCAUCCUGGAAGAGGAGUGCAUGUUUCCCAAGGCGACUGACACGUCCUUCAAAAACAAGUUGCAUGACCAACAUCUGGGCAAGUCCAGCAAUUUUCAGAAGCCAAAAGUGGUCAAAGGAAAACCAGAGGCUCACUUUUCCCUCAUCCACUAUGCUGGGACAGUGGACUACAACAUCACGGGUUGGCUGGAGAAGAACAAGGACCCACUGAAUGAAACCGUGGUGGGACUCUACCAGAAAACAUCCAUGAAAAUGUUGUCAAAUCUGUAUGCCACCUAUUCUGCAGUUGAUGCAGAGGGAACUAAGAAAGCAGCAAAGAAGAAAGGAUCAUCUUUUCAGACUGUGUCAGCGCUUUUCAGGGAGAACCUCAACAAACUGAUGUCGAAUCUGAGGAGCACUCAUCCCCAUUUUGUAAGGUGCCUUAUCCCUAAUGAGACUAAAACAGCAGGCACGAUGGACCAUCAUCUCGUACUUCACCAGCUGAGAUGUAACGGUGUGCUGGAGGGAAUCCGAAUUUGCAGGAAGGGAUUUCCUAACAGGAUUAUCUACGCAGAUUUCAAGCAAAGGUACCGUAUAUUGAACGCCAGUGCCAUACCCGAGGGGCAGUUCAUCGACAGUAAGAAGGCCUGCGAGAAGCUCCUGGCCUCCAUUGAUAUUGAUACCACGCAGUAUAAAUUCGGAAACAGCAAGGUCUUCUUUAAAGCCGGCCUCCUGGGCACCCUAGAGGAGAUGCGGGACGAGCGCUUGGCCCUUCUCAUUAUGCGCACACAGGCUUUAUGUCGGGGCUUCUUGAUGCGGAUGGAGUACAAGAAGAUAUUGGACAGAAGGGAGGCAAUUUAUACAAUUCAGUACAACAUCCGAGCCUUCAUGAAUGUGAAACACUGGCCGUGGAUGAAGCUCUACUUCAAGAUCAAACCACUGCUUCGCAGUGCUGAGACGGAGAAGGAGUUUGCGGCAAUGAAAGAGGAAUUUGCCAAGAUCAAAGAAAGCCUGGCCAAGUCAGAAGCGAAGAGGAAAGAGCUGGAAGAGAAGAUGGUGAAGCUUCUGCAGGAGAAAAAUGACCUCCACCUGCAGGUUCAAUCUGAAUCUGAGAACUUAACAGACGCAGAGGAGAGAUGCGAUCAGCUGAUCAAAAGUAAGAUCCAGUUAGAAGCCAGGAUUAAGGAGCUGAACGAGAGGCUGGAGGACGAGGAGGAAUCAAAUUCUGAGCUGACGGCCAAGAAGAGGAAACUGGAGGACGAGUGUUCGGAACUGAAGAAGGACAUCGAUGACUUGGAGUUGACCUUGGCUAAGUGUGAGAAGGAGAAGCAUGCCAUAGAAAAUAAGGUUAAAAACCUCACUGAAGAGAUGGCCGGCCUGGAUGAAGCCAUUGUCAAGCUGACCAAGGAGAAAAAAGCUCUACAGGAGGCCCACCAACAGACCUUGGAUGAUCUUCAGGCUGAGGAGGACAAAGUCAACUCCUUGACCAAACUGAAGAUCAAACUAGAGCAGCAAAUCGAUGAUCUGCAAGGUUCCCUGGAACAAGAGAAGAAGGUCCGAAUGGAAAAUGAGAGGGCCAAGAGGAAGCUUGAGGGGGAUUUGAAACUUGCCCACGACUCCAUCAUGGAUUUGGAAAAUGACAGACAACAACUGGAUGAUAAACUGAAAAAAAAAGACUUUGAGAUUAGCCAGCUGUUGAGCAAAAUAGAGGACGAACAACUUGUGGGAAACCAGUCACAGAAGAAAAUAAAAGAACUUCAGGCUCGAAUUGAGGAGCUGGAAGAGGAGAUAGAAUCAGAGAGAUCGACCCGGGCCAAGGCGGAGAAGCAGAGGUCUGAUUUGUCAAGGGAGCUGGAGGAGAUCAGCGAGAGGCUGGAGGAAGCUGGAGGAGUCACAUCCACUCAGAUUGAGGUCAAUAAGAAGAGGGAGAUGGAGUUUCAGAAGAUGCGCCGGGACCUGGAGGAGAUAUCCCUCCAGCAUGAGGCCAUGGUGGCUGCUUUACGCAAAAAGCAAGCAGAUAAUGUUGCCGAGUUCGGGGAACAGAUUGACAACCUGCAGAGGGUAAAGCAGAAGAUGGAGAAGGAGAAGAGUGAGAUGAGGAUGGAGAUUGACGACAUCAAUGGCAACCUAGAGAACGUCACCAAGUCCAAGGCCACCUUGGAGAAGAUGUGUCGUACUCUGGAGGACCAUCUCAGCGAAUUCAAGUCCAAGGCAGAGGAGAACCAAAGGAGCGUAGCAGAGCUGACCACGCAGAGAGCUCGUCUGCAGACCGAAACCGGGGAGUUGGCUCGUCAGUUGGAGGAGAGGGAGUCUCUGGUCUCACAGCUUUCCAGAUCCAAACAAGCCUUCACCCAGCAGAUUGAGGAACUGAGGAGGGUGAUGGAGGAAGAGGUGAAGGCAAAGAACGCUUUGGCUCACAGCUUGCAGUCCUCCCGCCAUGACUGUGACCUUCUCAGGGAGCAGUAUGAGGAGGAGCAGGAGGCCAAGACAGAACUACAGCGAUCGCUAUCCAAGGCUAAUGGUGAAGUGUCUCAAUGGAGGACGAAAUACGAAACGGACGCUAUUCAGCGCACAGAAGAGCUGGAAGAUGCCAAGAAGAAGCUGGCCCAGCGCCUUCAGGAGGCUGAGGAACAUAUUGAGGCAGUAAAUUCAAAGUGUGCCUCUCUAGAGAAGACCAAACAAAGGCUACAGGCAGAGGUAGAGGACUUGAUGAUUGACGUGGAGAGGGCUAAUUCGCUGGCAGCUGCUCUGGACAAGAAACAGAAGAACUUUGACAAGAUCUUGGCUGAGUGGAGGCAGAAGUAUGAGGAGUCCCAGUCUGAGCUUGAGUCUUCCCUUAAAGAGUCAAGAUCUCUGAGCACCGAGCUGUUCAAGAUGAAGAAUUCCUACGAGGAGACUUUAGACCACCUGGAGACCAUUAAGCGGGAGAACAAGAACCUUCAACAGGAGAUCACAGACUUGACGGAACAAGUGGCCACCAGUGGGAAGACUAUCUAUGAGCUGGAGAAAGCCAAGAAGCAGGUGGAGAUGGAAAAGAGCGAAAUGCAAGCAUCUCUGGAGGAAGCCGAGGCAGCACUGGAGCAUGAGGAGGUCAAGAUCCUUCGUAUCCAGCUGGAACUGACCCAAGUAAAAGCUGACAUUGACAGAAAGAUCUCAGAGAAAGAUGAAGAGAUUGACCAGCUGAAGAGGAACUACCAGAGAUCAAUAGAAACCAUGCAGACGGCCUUGGACUCUGAGAUAAGGAGCAGAAAUGAGGCGGUCCGAAUCAAAAAGAAGAUGGAAGGUGACCUCAAUGAGAUGGAGAUACAGCUGAGUCAUUCCAACCGCAUUGCCGCAGAGGCUCAGAAAUACUUGCGCAACGUCCAAGGGCAACUUAAGGAUACUCAGAUCCACCUUGAUGAUGCUCUUCGCGGACAAGAAGAUCUGAAGGAGCAGCUCGCCAUAGUUGAACGCAGGAAUAACUUGAUGGUGGCAGAAAUCGAGGAGUUGAGAGCGGCUCUAGAACAGACCGAGAGGUCCCGGAAGGUGGCGGAACAAGAGCUUCUAGAUACCACUGAGCGUGUCCAAUUGCUGCAUUCUCAGAACACAAGCCUUAUCAACACCAAGCGGAAACUGGAGAGUGAUGUGUCACAGCUUCAAGGAGAGAUUGAGGACAUCAUCAAGGAGGCUCACAGUGCUGAGGAAAAGGCUAAGAAAGCCAUUACUGAUGCUGCCAUGAUGGCGGAGGAGCUGAAGAAGGAGCAGGACACCAGCGCUCACCUGGAAAGGAUGAAGAAGAACCUGGAUCAAACUGUGAAGGACCUUCAGAUUCGUCUAGAAGAAGCUGAGCAGUUGGCACUGAAAGGAGGAAAAAAGCAUCUCCAGAAACUGGAGGCCAGGGUGAGAGAACUGGAAACAGAGCUGGAUAUGGAGCAGAAGAGGAGUGUUGACGUUAUUAAAGGUAUUCGGAAAUUUGAAAGACGUGUUAAAGAGCUAACAUUUCAGUCUGAAGAGGAUAGAAAAAAUAAUCUGAGACUCCAAGAUCUGGUGGACAAACUACAGCUGAAAGUGAAAUCCUACAAGAGGCUGACCGAGGCGGCGGAAGAGCAUUCUAACACCAACCUAUCGAAAUGUCGCCGCGUCCAACAUGAACUGGAUGAGGCGGAAGAGAGAGCGGAUAUUGCUGAAUCACAAGUCAACAAGCUACGGCUGAAGACCCGGGAGACCAUCACCACCAAGGUGGUUAUGUCCAGCAUAGAAUAAGCGGACUCUACAACAGAACAUGGCAAUGAGAUACACAUAAUGUGUAUUCUAUGUGGUGGCAUCCUUCUUUGUCAGACCAGUUUAUAUAGUAAAGGAAGUGUCUUUGUCAUUGA